Messenger RNA from Chiloscyllium plagiosum (whitespotted bambooshark), 826 nucleotides. NCBI's taxonomy places the organism in Eukaryota, Metazoa, Chordata, Chondrichthyes, Orectolobiformes, Hemiscylliidae. The record is from RefSeq and is a predicted model, not a curated record.
AUGACUGGAAGAGGAGGAAAGGGCGGUGGGAAAGGUCGCUCCAAGGCGAAAUCUCGGUCGUCCCGGGCUGGCCUGCAGAUCCCGGUGGGCCGUGUUCACAGGCUCAUGAGAAAGGGUAACUAUGCUGAACGCGUGGGUGCCGGAGCGCCGUUCUAUCUGGUUGCGGUGCUGGAGUAUCUGACGGCUGAAAUCCUGGAGCUGGCCGGCAACGCGGCCCGGGACAACAAGAAGACCCGUAUCAUCCCCAGGCACCUGUCGCUGGCCGUGCGCAACGACGAGGAGCUCAACAAGCUGCUGGGAGGGGUGACCAUCGCUCAGGGCGGGGUGCUGCCUAAUAUCCAGGCCGUGCUGCUGCCCAAGAAAACAGCUGCUGCGGGAGCCGCUAAAAAGUGAAGCGGACAUUCUUGGAUCUGACUGCCAAAAGGCUCUUUUAAGAGCCACUCACAGUAGCUGUGAAAGGGGCUAAACUUUCCGUCGGAUUCAUUUAUUUUCCUUUUAAUGUGGAGAGCGCUAGCCUUGUCCCGGACAUCAAUAAAUUCCACGCUCCAUUUAAUUGGAUAUUGUUACGGUCUAUGGGAAAAACAAGGGCACAUGUUGGAAACCAGAGUCUAGAUGAGUGCAGUGCUGGAAAAGCACAGCAGUUCAGGCAGCAUCCGAGCAGCAGGAACAUCGAUGUUUCGUGCAAAAUCCCUUCAUCUGAAUGUCUAUGGGAGCAGAGAAAUAAUCGCAUUUUAUGAUAAAUUCUAAGUGUCCUAGACUACAGGAUUUCUUAUUGAACGGUGUUAAAAAUCACAUAACAGGUUUAAUUGGAAGCACACUAGCUUUC